Molecule: messenger RNA, 1236 nt
Organism: Periconia digitata
Lineage: Eukaryota; Fungi; Ascomycota; Dothideomycetes; Pleosporales; Periconiaceae
Source: the annotation of a GenBank genome assembly
AUCUACCUAGACUAUUCAGAACCAUUGAGGAUUGUCGGCGCAAGCAUGGUCCGGUGGCCUUCGACUCUAGAUGCCUCCCAGAUUUUCUUCGCCAGCAAGCUUCAGUUGAAACCUUAUUCUCGAUCAUCAUUUGCUACAGAGCUCAUUUCACAACUAAGAAAGUAUGGGUUUGCGAGGGUGCGCAAUCAUGGCGUCGCCCCUGCUACCGUCAAGGGACUGUUCGAAUAUCAUCGUCGAUUUUUUGAUCUCCCGCUUUCCGCCAAGCUUAGCGUCCGCCAUCCGGGAGGUGAAGCCCCAGCAAGGGGCUAUUCGCCGUGGGCUUAUGAAAAGACAGCCGUUCUGAGACCCGAUCUUCACACUGCGCCAACCCUAGAAUCCGAUUCGACUACGACUACCAAGGAAUCAGACUUGCCAUUUUUUGCUACCCGUUCUCAACACGCAAACGUCCAGGCGGAGUCCACUAUACAAUCGCCGACACCGCUUCUAGAUGCACGCGAGCAAUUCGCGAUUGGUCCACCCAAAGACACUGCAUUUCCAACACCCCAGCUAGACGAAAAACUGCUUCCCGGCUUCGACGAAGCAACUAGAAAGGCUUAUAAGGAGAUUGGAGAGACGUGUCGCGUUCUCGUGGAUGUUAUCGAGGAAGGGCUAAGUGCCCCCACGGGAUCCAUCAGCACUCGUACCUCGGGAGGCGAAGGGGCAGAACUCAACUUGAAUUUCUAUCCAGAGGUGGAAAAAUCUGUCCUAGAAGGAAGUGUGGGUGCGCGGGUAAGUGAAAAUAACCAAUCUCCCACCAAAAAAGCCUCAAUGAGAAGGAUCUGGCCGCACUCGGAUCUUGGGGUGGUGAGUGCCUUGCUACAACACGGAAUCGGCGCGAGUGGGCUGGAGUUGGAAACCCGCGAAUCCCGAGGAAAUGAGUUUGCACCUUUAUCCAUAGAAAAGGAGGGCGAUAUGGUGCUUCUGGUGUCGGACACGUUGGAACGCUGGACAAAUGGGUAUCUGCGAGCGGCUGUGCAUCGAGUGGGCUCACCACCUGCCAUUACCCCGUCAAUUGUAGCACCUGAAUCUGGAAACACCCACAUUCCUGAGAGACGAUCAGCAGUCAUGUUUUAUCGCGCCCCGCCACACAUACCCUUGGGACCGUUAUCGCACUUCGUGUCGGCUGAUCGUCCAUCCGGGUACGACAAUGUGACUGCCGAGGAGUAUCUGAAGCGACAUAAUAAGAGGCUGUACUGA